This is a messenger RNA of Hemicordylus capensis (graceful crag lizard), 2246 nucleotides long. Its product is annotated as transmembrane protein 53-A-like. NCBI's taxonomy places the organism in Eukaryota, Metazoa, Chordata, Lepidosauria, Squamata, Cordylidae. Gene Ontology annotation, molecular function: serine hydrolase activity. The transcript is spliced from 3 exons. The record is from RefSeq and is a predicted model, not a curated record. The coding region runs from base 620 to 1519 and encodes 299 amino acids.
GCCCGCGGGGCGGGGUUGGGCCACGCCUCCCCCCUCCCCACCCCGGGUGCAGGCUGGCGAGCUGGCUUGUCUGAUGGGCUGGAUCGAGCCCUCCUGGGAGGCAGCAAGGCCGGAUGGAGUCGGGCCUCAGCAGCAGCAGCAGCAGCAGCAGCGCCCGUCCGAUGCCCACCUGGGCAGGGAUCUCGUGGGCGAGAGCAGCCGCUGAGCCGGCCCCAAAGCUCGGGGAAGCUCCACAGCGCCGUGGCCUUUGGCAGCCUGAGCCGGCGCCCCUGUUUCUUCCCCACCACACGACCUGGCUUCUUGAUCAACGCCACUUUUUGUGAACAGCUUGGAUCUUGCAGAGGGAGGGAAUAAGAGAGUCUUUGCCAAUUUGCCUCCAAAAUCAGAGGGUUUUUUUUUGACCAAAAUACAUCCCUGGGGCCGAGACCAUCUGCCAGUGGUGACUUUUCCUUAGCGACUGUUCGGGGUCCGAGCUGUGCGGUCCUCAGUUGAUUCGGAGGAGGGGGAGGAGGCCUCCGUAGUCACUGGCUCAGCCGCGGGAGGAGGUGGUACGGAAUGUCUACGAACAUUCCAGAGAUGCAGCCCCUUAAAAGGAGCCGCCGGAGAAGAAGUGCCAGCCAUGCCGCCCGGCGGCCCCACAGCAGCCUCUCCCCUGGAGCAGCUCUCUGUCGCCGGCCCCCCUGCAGCACCUGGCGAGGAGGACCCCGAGGACCCCGAGGCGGCGGUGACGGCCCUUUCCCGCACCAUCCGCCUGUACCGGCCUCCUGGCGGCCUCCUGGGCUCCCAGCCGCUGGUCUUGCUGCUGCCCUGGCUGGGGGCCCAGCCCCGCGCCCUGGCCAAGUACCUCGCUCUCUACCUGGCGCAUCGCUGGGCCGUGCUGGUGGUGGAGAGCAGCCUGGGCCACUUCCUCUGGCCCCGCUGGGGGCUGGCCUACGCGGCGCAGGUGCUGGGGCUCCUCAGGGAGGGGCGGGCCUUGGGCACCCAGCCGCUGCUCAUCCACGCCUUCUCCAUUGGGGGCUACACGUUCGCCCAGAUGAUGGUGCAUCUGGCCGGCCACCCUGAGCAGCACACUGGCGUCCAGCAGCGCAUCCGUGGCCUCAUCUACGACAGCCUGGUUGCAGGCAGCGUGGCUGACAUGGCACUGGGUGUGGCCCGCAUCAGCAGCUCCUCCGCCCUCCUCCGCCCGCUCAUCCACCGAGGGACCCUCCUGUACUUCCGCCUCUUCCGCCGCUGCACCGUGGCCCACUACGCGGCGGCCCUGGAGGUCUUCCACCGCCCGCCCCUCCGCUGCCCCGUGCUGGUCUUCUACUGCCACAACGACCCGCUGAGCGAUGCCCGCCUGGUGCAGCAGCUCCUGGGCAGCUGGCAGGCGGCAGGCAUCCCGGUGCAGGUGCAGGGAUGGGCGGUCUCGGGGCACGCCCAGCACCUGCGCCUCCACCCCCAGGAGUACAGCCAGGCCCUGGCCACCUUCCUCCAGCAGCUGGACUUGCCCCCUCUCAGACUCCAGGCUAAACUUUAGCAAGCGGAUGUGCGCGGGGUGGGGGUGGGGGGUGGAGGAAGGGUUCUGUGUUGCCUCGAGGAACUCCCCACCAGGGCUGGCUGGAAAGAGCGGGGGUGGGGGCGCGGGUUGGCCAUCACAGCGGGAGGAGCAGACUCCUUUGGGAGGAGGGGUGACCCCCACCCUGCUCCCUGGAGGACCACGCAGUGGCGGGGGCCACGUGCAAGAGCUAAGCAGAGUCCAGCAGCACAGGAGUGGGGCAGCUGGGGGUGGGGCAGAUUUGGGUCAGGAGGACCAUGGUGCUGGGGGAGGGUUGCUCACCCUCCCUCCCCCAUUCCCUCCCCUAAAACCAGCCUACAAGCUGCUUCUGGCCCAGGGCUCGGCCCAGGUCCACCAGCAGCGUCUCCUGCUCAGAGGGCUGCUCCUCCUCCUCCUGAGCAGGGUUGGGCCCAAGGCAGAGCCCUCCUCGCACCAGCACCUAGUUUCCCCCAAUCCCCCGAAGCGGGCAGCUGCUGGCCUGGCCGCUAGGCGGAGCGCAUAGCAACCACAGGGCUCCUGCUCACCUGGGAGGGGGGAUCUGGCCCCUCCUGCCACCACAGCCUAGACCAGCCUUUCUCAGCCACCAGUCCAGGAGGCAUCACUAACAACGCCCCCUCCUCAAAAACAGAGUUUUGGGCCGGCGGAGGCCACUGGGAGCUCGGUUAGUAAGGGGGUCGCCCACCUCCAGGCACCCCCCCUGCAAACAAAC